This is a messenger RNA of Fraxinus pennsylvanica, 774 nucleotides long. NCBI's taxonomy places the organism in Eukaryota, Viridiplantae, Streptophyta, Magnoliopsida, Lamiales, Oleaceae. The record is from the annotation of a GenBank genome assembly.
AUGGAAGACCCCAAUAGACCUGUCACAGGCUAUCCCGCCGCCGCCCAUAAUCACAAUCCCAACGGUUACGCCAAUCCACCGCAGUCCGGCACCGCCUACCCUUACGCCGCCCCUCCCCCAACCACCGGCUCCUACAGUUUCCAGAAUAACCCUUACAACCAGCAGAAUUACUACCAGGACGCAAACUCCGCCCGCCGCGCCACCUGUCUCCGCCGCAUCUUCGCCUUUAUUAUUGGGCUUAUUAUCAUAUUGGGUACCAUCACUUUUAUUGUUUGGCUUGUCCUCCGCCCCCAGCUCCCUGAGUUCCGAGUUGACUCGUUCUCCGUUUCUAAUCUCACCGUCGGUAAUAAUUCUCUAGUCUCGUUCACUUCGGAGGCCCGGCUCACCGCCCGGAACCCGAAUAAGAAAAUGAAACUUGAUUACGAUCGUAUUGAGGCUGAAGUUUUUUACAAAUCAGGUUCUCUUGCUGAUACCACCAUUCCUCCGUUUCACCAAGAUACCAAAAAUGAAACUUCUAUAAAGGCGAAUUUCGCUGCAGCUGGGAGUUAUGUGGAUAAGAGGGUAGUGGAUGGGAUUAAUUGGGAUAGGAGCAAAAAUGGGAACGUGGGAUUCAAUCUGAGGGUGAUUUCUAGGGUUAAGUUUGAAGCGAAGGCGUGGAGGACGAGAAAAAGGUUUUUGAAGGUGUUUUGCGGGGAUUUGGUUGUUGGGAUUCCGAGUAAUGGGAGUUCCGGAAUGUUAACCAGUGUGCAGAAGCAGUGCCGUGUCGGGAUCUAA